Messenger RNA from Octopus bimaculoides (California two-spot octopus), 4089 nucleotides. RefSeq names its product recQ-mediated genome instability protein 1. Gene Ontology annotation, molecular function: nucleotide binding. Gene Ontology annotation, cellular component: nuclear body; RecQ family helicase-topoisomerase III complex. Lineage: Eukaryota; Metazoa; Mollusca; Cephalopoda; Octopoda; Octopodidae. The record is from RefSeq and is a predicted model, not a curated record. Gene Ontology annotation, biological process: double-strand break repair via homologous recombination; resolution of meiotic recombination intermediates.
CCUUGCUCAUAUUGUCUGGACAUAUCCGCAUUUUAAAAACUCCAUCGCAGUACAGAAUCACAUUGCAUAUAUUGAUUCUGUUGUGAGUACAGACUCAGAACAACACAUUUAAAUCAGUAGCUUCUGAUAUCCCACUAACAAAAUGAUGAAAUAAUACCCUGCAUUUACUGUAAUCUCUUUUAUAUCAAAACAUUCACAACCUAAAGAAAGAUAUUUUGUUGUUUAAUAAAUUGUUCGUCAUAAUUAUCAUCUGUCGGCUACAACUUGUAUUUACAGCGGGUAAGAUGUGGGACACAUUACAUUUCCCAUUCUAUGAGCGCAAGCACCACUAUCCUCUGUCGCUGUCUUGGCAUUAUUUUCCAGGGGAUGCCUAUGGUUUAUCUUCCCAUGGCUCGGUUUCAGAUAAUGAAUUGGCUGGUGGGCAACUUUGGUGUUUUAAACAUUGCCCUGAAAGCUACAUCCGUUUUCUUGCUGUUUUGGUCAAAUGAAGGAAAUUGCCUUAGAGAUCCCCGUUAGUCAUUUUCUACAUUCAAUUGACACUGAAGGCCAUUUGAAGUAUCCAAGUGUAACAGCUAACAGGGUAAUUGCAAGAGUACAGUGAGAGUCUAGGUUUCGCACUCGCAAAGGAGGAUUGUUUCGAUUACUAUUAUGAAGAUUCUCCUCUUGAGUUAGACGGACAAUUUAGAAAUACAGCUUUUCUGUUAUUAUUGAGCUCUUUUCAGGAAAGCCUACCAAGGCCCCAACGUUCUUCUCCGAGCACCUUCAACAGUCUUCGACGGUUUGUGGCCACCUAUGAUGUUGGCUAUGUAUUCAUUUUUCCUGUCCCCACUUUGUCGCUCUCGGUUUUUAUUUUUAACAGAAGGAGUUGAGUAUCUGUGAUUUCAUCCGGUAGCAAAGUCGGCAAAACUUAUUUCAUGAUCUGCAACUGCUAACCACCCUGGACGUAGUCCAGAACUAUGACGAAACUUUGUAGGACCCCGUCCGGCACCCAAACACUGUUGAUGUAUGUGCCUUAGAAGGAUUGAAGAAAGUAUCUGCAAGAUACUGAUAAUCUCUUUCAGAUGAUUUGAAUCAAAUAAAUGUUAAAACAAUGGACAGACUGUUCUUUACGACUUCACAUAUUUCACAAAAUAUGUUCUCUGAAAACAAUCGCCAAAUAUACUAUCUUCAAAAUAUGUAAAGAGUUUCGGCAAACUACAGCAUUAUUGAAUACAAGUUGAGCAACCGCCAUGAACGCCUUUUGUGUAAUCACCCGACAUGUGAGAAAUAACAGCCAAAUUUCCUUUAGAUUUUAAGACCCUGCCAGUUUAAAGAAAAUUACAACAAAUACUAUAUUGGAUAAAACAUAAUGAUACACGAUGCGUGAAAAAUACAAGACGGCAAUGGCUGGAACUAUCUUGAUCAUGUUUACACGAAUCGAUCCGACCUAGGGCUAAACAGCGAUUGUGUGUUGUUUAAAAAGACAACUAUAAAGAGCAAUAUACACAUUUAUGCAGGUUAUGUUCAGUGUUAUAAUAAUAGAUAUCAGGACUGUUAAAUGUAGAAGGUUAGCUUUUGCAAACUUGGGUGAAACAUGCUUAACUGAACAGUCAGGUCAACGACAGAAACGUUUCUGCAGACGUCCAAUCUGCUAGAAAUAACAGCAAAUCUCAUUCAAACUUUACCCUCAUCGCCUUAACAAUUGAUACGCAAUAGCUCGUUCAGUGCUGAAGACGAAGUAUAGAAUGAAAACAAUGAAACACUUGUGACCAAAUAAAAUGGACAAAUGGAACCGACUUUCUUUUGUUUAGUUUUUUUUCUUCUUUGUUUUCUGCAAUCCUUUGAAUUGAUUUAAACAUAAAUUUACCUUUCCCUAUUUUGAUUUUAAAAUUCUAUGUUAUCAAAAAAAUUUUUAUGAUGCUUAAAGUAAUUUCUAAUUUAUCUUUUGUUUUUUCAUACAGAAAUGUUUUAUAAAAUAAUUUAGACUAAAACAUCAUUAUUUUCACUGAUUUCGAUUUAAAAACAGAAAUUACUAGGCGAACAAGAUCAAGUGCUUACAAAUGUUGUAAAAUGUAAAUGAAAUCAUGAAAACACAAAAGGACACCACAAAUUCUUUGGUAGCUAUUAUGGAGGAAGUACACAUAUUCUUAAAAAGCAAACAUAUCCAAGUACCAAUGGAAUGGUUAGAUGCUUGUAUUGAUUGGCUUAAGGAAGAACAUCAGGGUUCUACAUUAAGUGUUGACCAACUUAAAAGUUUGGUGUAUGAACAGUGGUUAGCUGCUGACCUAACUGAGCUUGGAUCUCAAUGUUUACCACAACAAACUGCUACUUCCAAUAAGUUUUUUCUCUCUGGAUUUUAUUGUUUACAGGUAAAUAAUAUUAUAGAUAUUAGUACAUCCUAUUACACUCAGCACUCAAAGUUAAAAGGAGCAGACUUCUCAAACAGUCUAAUAUCAGCUGAAGAUCCAAAACAAUAUACGCCACAACCAGUCCAUUGUCGAAUGUUGAAAAUGGAGAUGACUGAUGGUACUACUGUAGUUCAUGGUAUUGAAUACAAAAGCAUUCCGUCUCUCAAUGUUAAUAUAAAUCCUGGUUUUAAGGUAUUAAUUAAAGGUGAAAUUUUGUGUCGAAAUGGUGUUUUGAUGUUGAGCAAUGAAAACAUAAGUGUACUUGGUGGAGAAGUAGAUUCUUUAAUAGAAUCUAAUGCUCAACUUCUUUUAAUACCCAAAGUUAUGAAGGAAGUUGCAUUGUUUGCUGGAAAGGACAUGAGAAAAUAUUUUGAAGAUAGUGACAACAAUAACAAGAAUAUAUCUAACAGAAAGAUGACAGAACUCCAUACUUCUAAUGUCCAAAAUAAGAAGCAUGUUUAUUCAGACUCGUCAUAUGACCAAGCCUGUAUUCAGAAAAAAUCAAGAUUAUACGAAGACACUUCACAAGAAACAUUUGACCCUCAUUAUAAUAAUAUGGAAGAUAAUGCAACAAAAACGAGUACAAAUUUAAUAGAUGAAUUUGCUGGAGAGUGGGAUGAUCUAGAUUUUAUGCAAGAACUUGAUGAAAAUGGUGACUUAAAUAUUCCAAAGAAAUCAAAUGGAAAACCAGUUUCACAGCCAAGUGAAAUUUCCCAUUUUGAGGGAAAUUGGGAUGAAGAUGAAAUGGAAGUUGCUAUGUUAAAUGACAUUGAAUUUGAAAAUGAAAUGAAACCACAAAUUUCUGACAUUCCCUCUUGUAGUGCUGUUCCGUCUUCUACAUCCAUGGCUCCAUCAGUAAUGCAGAAUGAAAUAAGUACUUCUAGGUUAAAAGCACAUCAAAAACCCCCUUCUUCAGUAACAUCUAACUAUAACAAGCAGUUAUCUACUCUUAAUAUAAACUCUAACAAAGAGAAGUCUGAUGCUAGUCAAUUUGAAUCCUACAAUAAUUCUUCAACAUCCACUUCUAAUAGCAUAGAGCAUUUAAUGAACAAAUGGACAAAACUGAGCACUCAAAGUCAUAUUCAGUCAAACAUAUUUCCUUGUCUUUCAAAAGUUGAUGUCCAUAAAAUUCCAUUCACGUACCUAUUUCUAUUGAAAGCUUACAACUUACAAGCAGAAUCAAUUAAAUUUUACAUUAAGGGCUAUAUAUCAACAUUAUUAAGCAGGAUGACUCGAGCAAAUGGCAAAUGGCAGUUAAAAUGUAUGUUAAAUGAUGGAACUGGAACUCUACCUGUGGAGCUGUCUGAUGAACUACUUACUGAAUUCAUUGGGUUUACAGUUGAAGAAUCAGUUAAAAUGAAUGCUGCUUCAGCUUCCAAUUCAAGCCUUAAACUGAAACUUCACCAGGGCCUUCAGCAGUGUCAAGUGAAGAUUGUAAAUUUGUACAACAUAUUUGAGAUUGAAAUGAACCAGAAUUAUUCUCAUCCAAUUGUAACUAAAAUUCAUCCAAUCACUACAGAAAUUCUCAACCAGUUGCAGACACAUCUUGCUACUGUGUUAGAGGGAAUAUAGAUAUUUACGUCUGCACAUGUUUUUAUGCUUCAUUAUCAUAUCAACUCUUUCAGGUUGCUAAAAUAAAGCACCAGCCAAUACUGGGGAUGAACUGGCUUUGUGCCUAAGUCAGAAACAAUUAUUAAAACUA